Erigeron canadensis is the source of this 1374-nucleotide messenger RNA. Its product is annotated as leucine-rich repeat extensin-like protein 4. Gene Ontology annotation, molecular function: protein binding. The transcript has a single exon. The coding region runs from base 1 to 1191 and encodes 396 amino acids. NCBI's taxonomy places the organism in Eukaryota, Viridiplantae, Streptophyta, Magnoliopsida, Asterales, Asteraceae. The record is from RefSeq and is a predicted model, not a curated record.
AUGGCUUCCAGUAGUUCUUUACUUACUACCAGUACUACUGCUUUGUUUUCAUUUCUGGUUCUUUACCUUGCUGUUUCUUUUAGCAACAUAGCAGCCAAACACCGUCAUUCCCCCAUUACCAACCACCACACGCACCACCAACAAAAAGAAGCAUCAAACCCUCGACUCCAACAAGCUUAUCUUGCACUUCAAGCAUGGAAAAAAGUUAUUUACUCUGACCCCUUUAAUACCACUUUAGAUUGGACCGGUCCUUCGGUCUGUAACUACACAGGAGUAUAUUGUGCUCCAUUUCCAAAUGACACCAAUAUAGAAACAGUUGCAGGUAUUGAUUUGAACCAUGCAGACAUUGCCGGGUUCCUCCCUGAUGAACUUGGUCUAUUAUCCGAUCUUGCACUUCUGCAUCUAAACAGCAACCGCUUCUGCGGUAUCCUCCCACUCACUCUAUCAAAUCUCACUUUACUCUUUGAGCUUGAUCUCAGCAAUAACCGAUUUGUUGGUCCUUUCCCUUUUGUUGUCAUGUCACUCCCUAGCCUCAAAUUUCUCGACCUUCGUUACAAUGAAUUCGAAGGACCAUUACCUUCUGAACUGUUUAGUUUAAACCUUGAUGCCAUCUUCAUCAACAACAACCGUUUGACAUCUGUGAUCCCUUCGAACUUGGGCUCAAGUACUGCUUCUGUGGUGGUUUUUGCGAACAACAAUUUAGGGGGGUGUCUACCACCAAGCAUAGCCAAUUUCGCAAACACCAUGGAGGAAUUGCUGUUGAUCAAUACGAAUGUAUCUGGGUGUUUGCCUCCUGAAGUCGGGUAUCUUUAUAAGUUAAGGGUAUUGGAUGUGAGCUCUAACAAGUUAGUAGGCGAGAUACCUUAUAGCAUUGCAGGAUUAGCUCAUCUGGAGCAGCUAAAUUUAGGCCAUAAUAUGAUGAGUGGUGUUGUGCCAUUGGGUGUUUGUGAAUUGCCUAAUUUGGCAAACUUUACGUUUUCUUAUAACUAUUUCUUUGAGGAAGAGGGUAUUUGUGGGAAUUUGACGUCGAAGGGAAUUGUGUCUGAUGACCGAAGAAACUGUUUGCCGGACAAGCCUCUUCAAAGGAGCAAGAAGGAAUGUGAUGCGGUCCUUCAACACCCUGUUGAUUGCUUUGAGCAUCCUUGUGGUGACAAACAUGCUGAAACCCGUCUAAAAAAGCAUCAUACGUGAUGCAUUAUAUACAUAGAUUACUUGUAAGGUCCGAUCUGUUGAUGUUCUUAAUCUUCUUAUCUCCUUUCUAAUUAUAGAAUGAAGUUAUGUUACUAGUGAACAGGCCAGUAGUUUGUAUAAGUCAUGCUUGUAGUUGUGCAUCAUGUAUACUAUCAACUGUUGUAAAAUAAGAUAUGAUAAAAG